GACCUCAGGAAAGCAGACAAUCCCAUUGUGUUCGCCAGCGAUGGCUUUGUAUCCGUCACGGGAUACAGUCGAUCACAGAUCGUGCCGCGAAACUGCCGAUUCUUGCAAGGGCAAGAUACAGACCGAGAAGCAGUCGCUCGAUUGCGAGAGUGUAUUCGGACAGGUCAGGAGUCUGUCGAACUGUUGCUCAACUACAAGGAGAACGGCGAGCCGUUCUGGAACCUGUUAUAUUGCGGUCAGUGA
Molecule: messenger RNA, 243 nt
Organism: Zymoseptoria tritici IPO323
Lineage: Eukaryota; Fungi; Ascomycota; Dothideomycetes; Mycosphaerellales; Mycosphaerellaceae
Exons: 1
Cellular component (GO): nucleus
Source: RefSeq, a predicted model, not a curated record